Prosopis cineraria is the source of this 1384-nucleotide messenger RNA. RefSeq lists its product as uncharacterized. The record is from RefSeq and is a predicted model, not a curated record. The transcript is spliced from 3 exons. Bases 165 to 1271 code for a protein of 368 amino acids. Lineage: Eukaryota; Viridiplantae; Streptophyta; Magnoliopsida; Fabales; Fabaceae.
UAAUUAAGUUUAUAUAUAUAUAUAUAUAUAUAAACACUCGAUCGUUUUCUGCAAACACAUAUUUGUCAGUUAAAGUAAUUACCGAUAUAAUAAAAGAGAGACAAACGCAUGAAUGGAGUGUUCAGAUAUUGGAUGAACUCCUGGAACAUCCUGCGAAGGCAUACAUGAACAAAGAUGAAGGAAGUAAGCCCCGUGAUGGAGAAUCUGAUACUAAUUUUCUUUCGAUGUCGGCUAUCAAACCGAAAACUGAAGAUAAGAAAGAAGAUCAAAAGGAGGCAUCGCAAGGUGAAGCGAACAAAGAUGGGGCUCAAGAAAGAACUGAUACGGCCUUGGUGGUGGCAGCCAAGAAUGGCGUAGUUGAAGUUGUGACCAAAAUUCUUGAACGAUUGCCAGUGUCCAUCCACGACACCUCGUCAAUGAACAAGAAUAUAUUGCUGGUGGCAGCGGAGAGCAGGCAGCCUAGAAUUCUGAACACGCUGCACAAACACUUAAACCAAGCACCAAAAAAGCAUAAACUGUGGGAAGACCUCAUUCGAGGAGUGGAUACUGAUGACAACACUAUGUUGCACUUAGCAGCGAGGUAUAGCACAAAAGUGCAUCAUAUUUGGCAAUUUCAUGGCGAUGCCCUGCAGAUGCAACGAGAAAUGAAGUGGUUCGAGCAUGUGAAGUCGUUGCUGCCAGCCCACUUCGUUUUCCUAGCCAACAACAAAGACGAAACUCCGGAACAAAUCUUCACCAGUGAUCAUAACGAUCUUGUCGAUAAAAGUAGCAAGUGGCUUAAGGAAACGUCUGAGUCUUGCUCAGUGGUGGCUGCGCUGGUUGCCGGAGUUUCCUUUGCGACGUCAAGCUCUGUCCCCGGAGGCACCGAUGAGCGGACUGGCAAACCCAAACUAGAAGGACGGGCUGCGUUUGAACUUUUCGCUGUCACUGCACUUAUUGGGCUUUGCUUCUCAGUCACUGCACUGAUCAUGUUCCUCUCCAUACUCACCUCUCGAAAACAACCAAAAAAUUUCAAGACAAAUUUGCCGCUGAAGCUUCUUCUGGGCCUAAGCUCAUUGUUUGUGUCCAUUGUCUCAAUGCUCAUCUCUUUCUGCGCUGCACAUUUCUUCGUGCUUGAGGACAAAUUUAAGAAUGGAGUGUUCCUUCUUUAUGCCGCUACUUGCCUUCCUGUCUCCUUCUAUGCAAUCGCACAGUUCCCGCUCUACCUGGAUCUUUUCAAAGCCAUUGUUAUUAAGGUUCCCCAAUCACAUCAUUUUGGCCAUUUAUCAUAGUAUGUGUGUGUGCAUUUCUCGCCGGAGAAUUUCCUCCUUUUCUAUUUUCAUCUAAUUCAUAUAUUUUGUUUGUUUGUUUUUGUUUUGGUUUGUUCCCCGCCCAAUUGACUUGA